GUGGAUUACGAGGUAGAGAUGCAAAGCAGCUUAAGAUUGAUCAUGUUAAAAUGGGCACCGAUAAGAAUUUGAAAAUUAAUAUUCACCGUGAAAAAAAUCAUGCAGGUGGAUUAAAAAAUCUCAAUAAUUCAGAUCGAGUAUGCCAAAUACCACCUGAUAUGGAUGUUCCUGUUUCAGAUAUUUUAUAUUAUAUAUUUCGUCGUGGAAAUUACUUUAAAUCAGAAGAAUUUUUUCUUAAAAUCGCUUCUGCUAAUGGAGUCGCUUCAUACCAUGUUUCACGACUAAAACUUUCAAAUCAAAACUCUUUAAACUGGAGUAUUCAAGAAACAUCUAAUUCUGAUUUUGCCGAAGAUGUGCCUGAAGUUCCUUUGGCUUCACGUAUGACAAUUUUAAAAAAAAUUGGCCCCGGUAUAAUAAGAAUUUUAAAGUUAUUUUGGCCUCACGUUGAUGACAAUUUUAAAAAAUUUGGCCUCGAUACU
Molecule: messenger RNA, 479 nt
Organism: Scutellospora calospora
Lineage: Eukaryota; Fungi; Glomeromycota; Glomeromycetes; Diversisporales; Gigasporaceae
Source: the annotation of a GenBank genome assembly